Messenger RNA from Ylistrum balloti, 2447 nucleotides. RefSeq lists its product as uncharacterized. Lineage: Eukaryota; Metazoa; Mollusca; Bivalvia; Pectinida; Pectinidae. The record is from RefSeq and is a predicted model, not a curated record. The coding region runs from base 254 to 1972 and encodes 572 amino acids. The transcript has 9 exons.
CACAAACAUUCCAACUUAACAUCGCUCUCCAACUUCACAUUAAGUAUUUCACUUCUUCCUUUUGCACUUGAAAUUCUGGUAUAAUAAACAAUUCACGGUGGUGGUGUUGCGGUAGUGGGAAACACUUGUACGUAAUAUACUUUCAACGUGUGUGCAGGGCAACCUCCGAGCAGGCGCAUACCAUGUACCGCGAGUAGUAUUGAUUGAGGCAAAACAGCAGUAGUAUCUAUUGAGGGAUCUACUCACCAAAAACAUGGAGGAUUCAUCAUCGUCUAGUGUGGUUCUCGCCAUUUGGAUUUUAAUAUGCUGUACGAACGCCAAUGCCGCUAACAUUGCUUCUAAUGAACGGAAAGACUGGUACAACGCCCGCCGUCAAUGUAAAGACCAGAAGUUGGUGGAGUUUGUCGAUAAGGGGAAAUCAAUUCUCACAGUGGUUCAGAACCUCCAUGUUGAAACACAGAAUAUGCCGCAUGUAUUGUGGACGGGAGGACAGGAGGUCUAUUCGCCAUGGAUAAGAGCCGAAGGUUGUCAAAUGACAGACGGACAAGAUAUUGGUACUGUAAAAGAAACGCACACUUUCCGAAACAAUCAUGCGGUGAUGUGUGCAAUGGCAUGUUCUAGAGGCAUGAUGCUACGUCUUUAUGGAGAAAAGUGUGAGUGCUUUUUUAAAUAUGGUAUCCAGUUUGUAUCAUCAAAUCACUGUAGCAUGGCAUGUCCAGGAAACGCAUUGGAAAAAUGUGGUGGACCACGGGCCUAUACAACUUAUACAACUAGAACCUUACAGCAAGAUACAAAUCACACCUGUGCUGCCAUAACAUACAUCAAUGGAAACUGGACAGAACAUGCAGUUGAUUGCAAUUUACAAUUACCUUUUAUAUACAAGAAAGAAAAAAAUUUGCAAACGACGACGAUAAACAAAACUAAGACAUCUUGGUAUAAAAUGAGAGAAUAUAUAGACAACUCGCCAUAUAGAUUCUUCACGGAUGUUGACGCACUGAAUAACGGAAAACUGGAUAUUCCUACAAACGAAACAUAUUGGAUAUGCAUGUUUAGAAACACGAGCAUUAAGUGGAACGACAGCCCACCAUUUGCUCAUGGAGACGACACCGGUCAAUGUGUUGCAAUGGAAAAUGAAACUAGUGUGAAUUGGAAACUUACAAACAGAAGAUGUGACGACAGUCUAAGAUACGUGUGUGCCACAUCAGAAGUGACGGCCACUCGCGGACCUAUAGAUGUUCAGUUCCCAACUACUACGAAUUCGGCUCACACGGACGAAAUACGCAUCACCCCUGGAACAAAUAAUGUGACAAAUGUCAUUUCCACAGAGGUUCACAAACCCAAGGGAAUACUAGGAAUGAAUGUACAACUGUAUAUUUAUAUAGUUAUUGGAGUGGGAUCCGCUGUGUUCGUCAGCUUUUUGUUUGGCUGUGGAAUCAUGAUUCGGAAAUGCUUGAAAACAAAGCCAAAAAACAACAACGCAGAAGUUACGAAGACCAGCGUCGUGUCUACUUCCGAAUGGAUAGACACAAACAAUAGCAUUGGAGGUUACGAAGAGACCGACGACAGUGGUAACGACCCUGGAGAGGAACACAUCUACAACGAAAUCGUCGACGUGGACAUCGAUGUCAUCAGAAUAAAUAACUACUCUGAACCUCUACCGCUCAAAGAUCCUACCAUUUCAACGUCACGGGACUACGCUACUCCAUACGAUGCUAUCAAAAUCAAAGCCGGUAUUAAGAAAAUGAAGAGAAAGCGCACAAAAAACUACAGCUCUGUUGGUCCAGUGUGUUCUGAUAAAGCCAACAGCAGCUCAAGUGAUACUAACAGAGGAAAUGACGUCACACGGGACACAAACCCUUAUGACGUAUGUAAUUUGGAAGUAAAACAGAAAGAUUCCGCUAUUGCUGCAAUCGGCAAUUCCCCAUCAAAUAUUAAAUUCGGCCAACAAAAGCCUGAAUCCGUGUACUCAUGAAAAAACUUUCGUCGGAUAAUAGAGUAAAUUAAGCAAUUGGCGUAUAAUUUUCAUAAUUGGUACUGUAAUGAUAUUGGACUUGUUACAGUACAUCAAGCUGAACACGGUUUGUGAAAUAAUUCUAACAUUUCUGUGUGCAAUGAUUUUAUCAAAUGGUCUCUAAAUGACAAUGGCGUAAUCUCACGUGAUCAAUCUCCACACGUGUGUCACACAGCAAUACUUCGUUAAUUCCGCGGAAUACGUUUCAGUACUCCUGACUAUGCUUCAUUAUAUUUGCUUCUCUGUGAUAGUUAAAGGUGCCAGACAUCACCAAACUAUGGCCUUUUAAAUGCUUACCUAUAGUUUACAACUGUGAUAAUCGUACAAUGUAUCAAAUGUUAUUGUUGAAUAUUUUUGUGCAUCAUUGGAUAUGUAUCCAUCGACUGCAUUAUAAAUGGACGGUAUACAUUUUAUAAAAAACAAUUCAAUUAUUUUU